Molecule: messenger RNA, 3177 nt
Organism: Chlorocebus sabaeus (green monkey)
Lineage: Eukaryota; Metazoa; Chordata; Mammalia; Primates; Cercopithecidae
Source: RefSeq, a predicted model, not a curated record
GCAGGUUGAGUCCCUCUCACAUUUUGAAUCUCCCCUGCCUCUUCUGUCAUCACAUCUCUGAGCUACCUUUCUUUCUUCAUCAUCUGCUUUUCAGAGCUCAUAUGAUUAGAUUGAAUUUAAUCAAAUAAUCCAGAAAUAAUCUCCCUGUCUUAAGGUUUGUAACCUUAAUUUCAUCUGCAAAGUUCUUUUCUGCUAUGUAGUGUAAAUAACAUACAGGUUCCAAGGAUUAGGAUGUGGAGUAGGGGUGGCAUCAUUUGGCCUACCACAGUCUGUCCUCUGACCGCCACAGAUUCACAUUUGUCCCACAGGCAAAAUACAUUCACACCAUCCUAAGAUACUCAUGAGUUGUAUCCCAUCACAGGGAGCAUCCCAAGCUGGACUGGGGAGCUAGAAGUUAGUCUGGGAAUGUUUAGGGAAUGAUGGUAGGGUUUGAGGACAGAGAUGGAGAAAAGAUGACAAAAAAAGGAAUCCUCCUCCCGCUGACCUCUGCCCCUCCUAUGUCCACAGCCUCUCAACUCAGCUGUUUGCUCUCCAGGUACCCCUGGGAUGGCGUGAGCACUCCCCCAGCGAUGGACCCAUCUGUGACGCUGUGGCAGUUUCUGCUGCAGCUGCUGAGAGAGCAAGGCAAUGGCCACAUCAUCUCCUGGACUUCACGGGAUGGUGGUGAAUUCAAGCUGGUGGAUGCAGAGGAGGUGGCCCGUCUGUGGGGGCUACGCAAGAACAAGACCAACAUGAAUUACGACAAGCUCAGCCGGGCCUUGCGGUACUACUAUGACAAGAACAUCAUCCGCAAGGUGAGCGGCCAGAAGUUCGUCUACAAGUUUGUGUCCUAUCCUGAGGUCGCAGGGUGCUCCACUGAGGACUGCCCGCCCCAGCCAGAGGUGUCUGUUACCUCCGCCAUGCCAAAUGUGGCCCCUGCUGCUGUACAUGCCGCCCCAGGGGACACUGCCUCUGGAAAGCCAGGCACACCCAAGGGUGCAGGAAUGGCAGGCCCAGGUGGUUUGGCACGCAGCAGCCGGAACGAGUACAUGCGUUCGGGCCUCUAUUCCACCUUCACCAUCCAGUCUCUGCAGCCACAGCCACCCCCUCAUCCUCGGCCUGCUGUGGUGCUCCCCAAUGCAGCUCCUGCAGGAGCAGCAGCGCCCCCCUCGGGGAGCAGGAGCACCAGUCCAAGCCCCUUGGAGGCCUGCCUGGAGGCUGAGGAGGCCGGCUUGCCUCUGCAGGUCAUCCUGACUCCGCCCGAGGCCCUAAACCUGAAAUCGGAAGAGCUGAAUGUGGACCCAGGUUUGGGCCGGGCUUUGCCCCCAGAAGUGAAAGUGGAAGGGCCCAAGGAAGAGUUGGAAGUUGCCAGGGAGAGAGGGUUUGUGUCGGAAACUACCAAGGCCGAGCCAGAAGUCCCUCCACAGGAGGGCGUGCCAGCCCGGCUGCCCGCGGUUGUUAUGGACACCGCAGGGCAGGCGGGCGGCCACGCAGCUUCCAGCCCUGAGAUCUCCCAGCCACAAAAGGGCCGGAAGCCCCGGGACCUAGAGCUUCCACUCAGCCCGAGCCUGCUCGGUGGGCCAGGACCCGAACGGACCCCAGGAUCGGGAACUGGCUCCGGCCUCCAGGCGCCUGGGCCGGCGCUAACUCCGUCCCUACUUCCUACGCAUACAUUGACCCCGGUGCUGCUGACACCCAGCUCGCUGCCUCCCAGCAUUCACUUCUGGAGCACCCUGAGUCCCAUUGCGCCCCGUAGCCCGGCCAAGCUCUCCUUCCAGUUUCCAUCCAGUGGCAGCGCCCAGGUGCACAUCCCUUCCAUCAGCGUGGAUGGCCUCUCGACCCCCGUGGUGCUCUCCCCAGGGCCCCAGAAGCCAUGACUACUACCACCACCACCGCCACCACCACCACUACCCCUUCUGGGGUCACUCCAUCCAUGCUCUCUCCAGCCAGCCAUCUCAAGGAGAAACAUAGUUCAACUGAAAGACUCAUGCUCUGAUUGUGGGGGGGUGGGGAUCCUUGGGAAGAAUGACUCCCAAGAGUGAUUCUCAUUAUCUCCUCCACAGAAAACACACAGCUUCCACAACGUCUCUGUUUUCUGUCAGUCCCCCAGUGGCCGCCCGUACACGUCUCCUACAUCAAUGGUAGGGGCGGUUUAUUUAUUUAUUUUUUGAAGGCCACUGGGAGGAGCCUGACCUAACCUUUUAGGGUGGUUAGGACAUCUCCCCCACCUCCCCACUUUUUUCCCCAAGACAAGACAAUCGGGGUCUGGCUUGAGAACGACCUUUCUUUCUUUAUUUCUCAGCCUGCCCUUGGGGAGAUGAGGGAGCCCUGUCUCCAUUUUCAGAUGUGAGUAGAAGAGUUAGUUUGUUUUGUUUUAUUAUUCCUGGCCAUACUCAGGGGUCCAGGAAGAAUUUGUACCAUUUAAUGGGUUGGGAGUCUUGGCCAAGGAAGAAUCACACCCUUGGAAUAGAAAUUUCCACCUCCCCAGCCUUUCUCUCAGACAGCUUAUCCUUUUUCAACCAACUUUGGCCAGGGAGGAAUGUCCCUUUUGUUGUUCUUCCCCCUGAAAAGCCAUUCCUUUGUCUGCCAACCUCCCUGGGGUCCUGCCUGUUUCCUCCCAAUGGAGGGUUUUUUUGGGGGGUGGUCCCCGUCUGGGGGGCCCCUCCAGCCAGUUCUCCAGGUCUCCCUGUCUCUCCCCCGCUGCCAUUUUGAUAGUAUAAUCUAUUUUUAAAUGGGGCUUUUCAAUAGGGGAGAGGGAGUCAUCUCUUCCUAUAUUUGGUGGGGUGGGUGGGAAGGAAGGGAUUUGGGGGGGAAUCUUCCUGCCGCCUCCCCCCUCCAAGUGUUUAUUUUUGAUACCAAACGUGUAUUUUCAGUUCCCUCCCUCCCAGCCCCCCAAUUUCCUGCGGGCGGGUACAAAGGACCCUUUCAAUGUCCCUGGAGUUGGGAGGGAGGAAUGGAGGACAUAAAGCCUGUCCUGUCUCUAUUCUAGGCAAGAGAGAGUGGGUUCAAAAGACUCCUGGGCUCACCUGUUAGCGCUGGCCCAGCCCAGGCCUCGGGACCUGGGGGUUGGUGAUUUGGGGGACGGUGCUACACUCGUCUCCACUGUUUGUUUUACUUCCCCAAAAUGGACCUUUUUUUUUUCUAAAGAGUCCCAGAGAAUGGGGAAUUGUUCCUGUAAAUAUAUAUUUUUCAAAGUGA